Molecule: messenger RNA, 3222 nt
Organism: Clupea harengus (Atlantic herring)
Lineage: Eukaryota; Metazoa; Chordata; Actinopteri; Clupeiformes; Clupeidae
Gene: spsb3a
Product: splA/ryanodine receptor domain and SOCS box containing 3a
Biological process (GO): proteasome-mediated ubiquitin-dependent protein catabolic process
Cellular component (GO): SCF ubiquitin ligase complex
Molecular function (GO): protein binding
Source: RefSeq, a predicted model, not a curated record
AGAGCCAAAAUGUCCGCCUCACGAAUAGCGCAGAACACGACAGUUUAUGACAGCCAUAUUGACCAAUGAAUAUAAUGUACAUGUACUAUAGCCCACCUCUUUAACGUGAUAUCCAAUCAAUGGUUAACGAAGGACCAAGACAUGGUAAUGUAUUGUUUACGUCUGUCGUGAAAGUAGGUCAUUACUGGGACUGACAGGUAGCAGGACAACCCUUAGCUAAAUAGCUAGUAUGCUUUGACGGCUGCAUAUUUGUAAACGCAUCUGCAAAUACCGUUAUCCAAUAUUUGGAAAAUUGCGUGAAGACAAGAAAACCUACGCUUGACAACUGGAGAAGCCUCUCGCUGCGCAGCGAGACGUACUUGAACAACUGUAGGACUGGCUGAUAUGUCAAGAAGAAGCAGGAAUAGUCGGGCGUGGCGUUACGUUUGGAGUGGUAUUCGGCGAGAUGCAGACGCAAGAGCUCUUAUUCAGGCCUCGGAGACUGAGUACAGUGACUCGGACUCUGAAGUGGAGUUUCCUGCAGCAGUGCCCCCUGUACCAAGUGCUGUCCCUGUGACUGGCGAGUCCUACUGUAGCUGUGACUCUCAAAUUGAGGCCAGCUGCAAUCCCCGCCUGCGUGGCUUCACACAUAUACACGACUGCCACUGUGGAGAGGAUGACCAGGAUUUUGAUUGGGUGUGGGACGAUGAUAGCCGGUCAGCAGCGACACUGCUGAGCUGUGAAAACAGGAAGGUGAGCUUCCACUCAGAGUACAGCUGUGGCACAGCCGCCAUCAGAGGCUCCAGAGAGCUCACCGACGGACAACACUUCUGGGAGAUCAAGAUGACAUCACCUGUCUACGGGACUGACAUGAUGGUGGGGAUUGGAACUUCUGAUGUGAACCUGGAUAAAUACAGACACACAUUCUGCAGCCUAUUGGGCAAGGAUGAGGAGAGCUGGGGGUUAUCAUACACAGGCCUGCUGCAUCAUAAAGGAGACAAGAUCAGCUUUUCAUCACGCUUCGGCCAAGGCUCCAUCCUUGGAGUGCACUUGGACACCUGGCAUGGCACACUCACAUUCUUCAAGAACCGAAAAUGUAUAGGUGUGGCGGCAACCGAGUUGCAGAACAAGCAGGUGUUCCCCAUGGCGUGCAGCACCGCAGCCAAGAGCAGCAUGAAGCUCAUCCGCUCUGUGUCUGCGCCCACUUCCCUGCAGUACCUGUGCUGUGCGCGCCUGCGCAAGCUCCUCCCGUCCGGGACUGACGCCCUGGGGGUGCUGCCCCUGCCCCCGGGCCUCCGUCAGCUGCUUCACUCCAAACUGGGCUGGGUCCUCACCCUGGACCACACGCAGAACCACACGCAGUCUCACGGCCACACACACACGCCUCCCGGGCCGUCCUCCAGCAGCGACUCAGAGGGCUGCACCUCUGACCCCGAGGCCUGCCAAAGGAAGCGCUGUCGUUGGACCUGAUACAUGUACACACACACACACACACACACACGCACGCACGCACGCACACACACACACACACACACACACACACACACACAGGGCAAACAUGCAAAGGUAAGAAAUGAAUACAGUGCGUGCACACAGAAAACACUUAACUAAAGUAUUUGUGUUCUAAUGCAAACUGCCAGGGGUUUUCAAUUCCCUUUUUAAGAUAUGAAAAAAUGCAAUGAUCAAUGGUGUUUGUUUCUCAAUGGGCAAACUACUCUGUAAUUAACAAAAGGUAGCAUUGCCCUUUACACAUCAAGUCUCCAUUUUCAGUAGAUUUCUUCCUUAGCCAGAUGGGAGUGCUUUGUGGAGGCUACCUUUUGAAAACCCCUGGUAUAGUCAAACACAAACAUGUGCAAAACCCCACCCAGACAUGAGAAGACCUAUGGGGCCAACUGUAUUCUACCAAAACUGUGACUAAACAUCAGUUCAGUAUGUAGCUAGAAAAGCUAGGUACAAUUACUUUCAUGCAUUCCAACACUGUAAAAGUAUCUUGUGUUGGUCUAUACAUUGUAAGCAAGCAUUAACUGGAUGUUAAAGGUUCUCAACAGUAUUUAACCCCAUAAGAGUAUUACGGAAGCAAAACAAGUUAGUUCUGUACACCCAUACACUAGACUCCACAAAAGUCCAACUAUAUUUUGACUUGUUCAUAUUUAGUCAAACUGUUACUGACUACUCCUUCCUGGAUCUCGCACCGGAAGUGCUGCUACCUGAAAGCAGGAGAUAAUGUGUUACGGUCUCACGCUGCCCUCUCAUACGUGGCCAAGAGUAACCCUACCCCCUUUCCGCUGUUUCUUUGGCAUGUAUGAAAGGUUCAUGUUAGGCUUUCGGCAGUUUGGUCAUGCUGCAGCUCCAUAGGCCAAAAUUACUAAGGUAUCUGGAUUAGUAUUUUAUUUAUUUAUUUUUGGAUAAUGGUCCUCUGAGCAGUACACUGCAGUAUAGGAACGGCACUCGCGGCCCGAAUCAUGCAGAUUUUCCUACCCUGAUGUGUAUGUGUUUCUCGUGCUCUAAAAUAGAUGCCGCUUUAUCCAUCACCCAUUAUCUUUUUUUUUUUUUAAACAGGACCUUUUAUAAAAAAUAUGUGCCCUUAUGAGUUAAUGUACUUUCUCUUGUGCCAGCUUGUGUACAAUUGAAGUCUCAUCUUGAGGAGUAAUGAACACCCCCAUCAAAAUUUGGAAGAUUAGUUGCAAAGGGGAUUGUGGUAAAUCUGUGGAAUGUGGAGCACUCCUUGUUUGUUUGUGUCUGCAGAUGCACUUACGAUGUCCACUCACUCAUCCACAAGUAAGUCAAGCAAAUUUGUGGUAUGAGUGUGUAAGAUGAUCAGUUUGCAUACUUAAGUCGUGUAAGGAGUGUUCCAGUGCCUUGGGCUCUGUCGUUUUAACAAUGGCAUCAUGGGUGACAGAUUUAUUGAAAAUGUUACUCAGACACUUUUUUUCCCAUGUCUUCAUUUUUUAAGCUGUUUUAUUAUGGGGAAACUCCUUUAUUGUGUCUUUCUUCUGUGGGUCUUAAUCUAAUACAUACACACUAUAUAUAUGUUUUAUAAUUGUCUGUAAAAAGAAAAGUUUUGUUAUGCAUUAAAGCACUUUUGCUUAUUUGUAUGUAUAUAAAUUUAAAUAUUUCAACUAUGCUGUCAUCUGUACAUAGUGUAUGUAUAAGCCUAGUCUCUAUUUGCAUUCUGUAUAUCUUAAGCAUGGCCUUUAACCGAAUUAUGGUGUUAAAAUGAAACAAUAAAUAUGCACAAAAUCA